AUGACUACUUCGCUUCUGGUGUUCUCAGCCUCCGACCUCGCCUAUGAAGUUUCCACUUUUAGCAUCGCUGCUUCCUUCUUCUGCAUGGUGUUUGAGACCUCCUCCAAAUACACCUUGAGUUUCACUAUUGAGCCCAAUGGCGUGUACAUUUAUUCCGGCCACGUCUCGAGAAUGCCAUACAUACUUUCGAAUUUGACCAUAACAUAUUUGGCCGUGGCGAGGUGCCUCUGUGUGGCUAAGCCGAUUUUGUUUAAAAACAUGUUCGGGGUCAAACUGACCGUUUAUCUUCUCAUCACCUUCGGAGUCUUCUCGGUAAUAAGCUAUCUCCCAGUAUUGGACUUUAUUGACAUGUCCCCACAAUACAGCGCCCUCAUCAACGCCACAAGACUUUCCCUAUGGGUGUCGCCGAAUAGACAACUGGUCAUCAAGGUGGUUUGGGUAUAUCGUGAUGAUGUGAUGCCGUUUGUCAACCAGAUCAUCAUCAGCAUCUUUGAGGUCGGGAGUACACUGCAGCACAGUGACCUCGCUUUCUCAUUUAAAGAUGGGAGAACUGCUUUCAAAAGACAACAAAUAGAAAAUACUUCAACACCAAGUGUCAAGGACUAUCAAGUACUUCAGCAAGUGGUCACUAUCUCAGUGAUAUCUACAUACUUUGUAAUAGUCUAA
Biomphalaria glabrata is the source of this 666-nucleotide messenger RNA. RefSeq lists its product as uncharacterized. Lineage: Eukaryota; Metazoa; Mollusca; Gastropoda; Planorbidae. The transcript has a single exon. Bases 1 to 666 code for a protein of 221 amino acids. The record is from RefSeq and is a predicted model, not a curated record.